This is a messenger RNA of Penicillium cataractarum, 1215 nucleotides long. Its product is annotated as bZIP transcription factor. Gene Ontology annotation, molecular function: DNA-binding transcription factor activity. The transcript is spliced from 3 exons. Gene Ontology annotation, biological process: regulation of DNA-templated transcription. The record is from RefSeq and is a predicted model, not a curated record. NCBI's taxonomy places the organism in Eukaryota, Fungi, Ascomycota, Eurotiomycetes, Eurotiales, Aspergillaceae. Bases 1 to 1215 code for a protein of 404 amino acids.
AUGGUCGAAGCAAAGACUGAUGCGCCCGCGCCCCGCAAGAGAGGCCGUCCACGAACUGUGACGGACGAUCAGCAAGUUCCAGAAAGACGUCGCAAGCAGCUUCGCGUCGCGCAGCAAGCUUAUCGCAAGCGAAAGGAAACUACAAUCACCAAUCUGCAAUCUCGCGUACAGGAACUCGAAUCUGGCAUCGAAGAGCUCAGCGAGUCGUUCCUUUCAUUCAGUAAUCUUCUCUUCGAGGCGCAAAUCCUCCAAAAUAAUCCCCGUGUCACAUCUGCGCUCCAGAAAAUCACACAGCAAUGCGUGUCGCUCGCCAAAAGUGGCUGCGACGAGCCCGAACAAGCGACCCCAAUAGAAGCAUCGCCAGUGACACCUCGCAACCUCAGCACUCCCCAAGAACUAAAUCUAGAUUACGAUCCUCUUAUCACACAACUUGAUUCAUUGCCGAUGAUCGAUGAAACUUUCCAACCUUCGUCCGAGAUCUUGAACCAAUGGCCAAUCUCACAACAAUUACCUCCCACACCACCCUACCAAGAACAAGCACUUCUACCUUUCGGCAUCGUCUUAUCGUCCCCGAGUAUCCCAUUCACAUCGGCUCCUAUCCCUCCACUGAAUUUCCCAGCAACCAUAUCGCCUAAUAGUCUCACGAAGCAAGGGCGCUGGACACUCUCACACCGUCUUGUCCGACAAUGCUGCGAAAAUGGAUACCGCCUAUUGACUAGCUCGGCAACCGACGAUCCAAGGAUUCAAGCAAUCUUCGGAAAACCAUUAACUAUCCCGGAACGCAAUCGCUUAAUUUCUGGAUUCUACACCGCCAUGCAUGAUGAGAUCGGGGAUAGUAUUGAGUUGAAGACCAAAGUUCUCAGCCCUCUACAUUCAAGGAGAAAUAGCUACUCGGCCGAGCAACUCGCGCUUUCAUCCAGAACGUGGCAGAUCGUUAUUGAAUCCGGUGCGGAGGAAUGGCUGGAUGCGAGUGGAGUGCAAAGGCUUCUACAGGAGAGGGGCAUCCGUCUCCAAGAUACUAGCUCGCCGCUGUCCAGUCCUCGGUUCAAUGCAUCCCCGCAGCUCAACGUGGCGAGCUUCGUUAGAUUCCUCUCUCUUGGCCCUAUCUGCGUUGGUCGUGGGCCGGCAUUCCGGAAGCGUGAUGUUGAGAACGCCCUACGCCUUGCGACCUCGGAGGAUCCUUGGGCUUUCGAUGCCGUAUGCGAAAUACCGUGA